CCUGCAGGGCCCGCCCUGCAGGAGCCGGCUCCAGCCUGUCCGGGGCGCGGCGUGCGGAGCCGGAGCCCGAGCCCGGGAUGGAGGAAGAGGAGGAGGAGGAAGAAGAGGGGCUGAACCGCGCAGCGCAGGCCCAGCUUCAAGGCAAGGUCCUAUUUCUUACAAUAUGUGCUGCUGGGAUUGGAGGGACUUUCCAGUAUGGCUACAACAUCUCCAUCAUCAAUGCUCCAACUACAUACAUUCAGACGUUUAUAAAUGAAACAUGGCUAGAACGCACAGGUGCAUCUCUAGAGAGCAGUGUGAUAUUGCUGGUGUGGUCUUUCGUUGUUUCUGUCUAUUCUCUGGGGGGACUCACUGGAGCUCUCAUUGCAGGACCCAUGGCAAUCAAGCUGGGAAGGAAGACAUCCUUGCUGCUGAAUAACGCGUUUGUGAUCAUAGCUGCAGUCUUGUCAGGAUUCAGCCGGAUGGCCAAAUCCUUCGAAAUGAUCAUGCUCGGCAGAUUUUUCACUGGAAUCAAUGCUGGUGUGAGCAUGAACAUUCAGCCCAUGUACCUGGGGGAAAGUGCUCCCAAGAAGGUCAGAGGAGCAGUGACCUUGACUUCUGCAUCAUUUACUGCCCUGGGGUUGGUGCUGGGACAAGUUGUUGGAAUUAGAGAACUAUUAGGGGGAGAGGAGAGCUGGCCUCUUCUUUUAGCUAGCAAUGUGGUGCCUGCUCUAAUCCAGCUGAUUACUCUGCCUUGGUUACCAGAAAGCCCUAGGUACCUCUUGAUUGACCGAGGUGACAAGGAAUCCUGCAUCUGUGCAUUGCAGAAGCUGAGAGGUAAUGGUGACCUGAGCAGUGAGCUGGAGGAAAUGCUAGCAGAACAGGCUGCCAUGAAAGGUCAGAGGGCAAAGAGUCCGUGGGAGCUGUGCCAGAAUCCAGCUGUAAGAUGGCAGCUGAUAAGUAUUGUUGUGCUUAGCAGUGCCAUGCAGCUCUGUGGAAAUGACUCGAUGUAUUUUUAUGCUUCCUAUGUGUUCCAAGAGGCUGGAAUUCCAUAUGAGAAAAUCCAAUAUGUCAUUAUCGGCACGGGGUGCUGCGAAUUGAUCACAGCCGUUACUUCUAAUGCAAUAAUAGAGCGUGCUGGGCGGCGGUUGCUGAUUCUGGGGGGAUACAGCCUCAUGGCAGUAUGGGCCAUCGUCUUCAUGGUUGCUUUAUCCCAGCAGAGUCGGAUUAGCUGGAUGCCUUACCUCAGCAUGGCCUGUAUUUUCGCCUAUAUCCUGAGUUUUGGAAUUGGACCAGCUGGUGUGACAGGAAUUUUGCCGACAGAGAUUUUUGAUCAACUGUCUCGUCCAGCUGCUUACAUGAUCUGUGGCUCCCUGCUCUGGUCCAAUCUAUUUGCAGUUGGAAUGGCCUUUCCAUUCAUUGUGGAAGGUCUUGCUCACUUCUGCUACCUUCCGUUCUUCACGGUUUGUGUCUGCACUGCUCUAUAUGUCGGGUUUUUUCUUCCCGAGACAAAGGGGAAAACCUUCCUGGAAAUCUCUAAUGAGUUCAACAAGCGCAACUUCAAAGCUCAGACACGUGAGAAGUUUUGGAAAGGCCCUGAGGAAAUCAAAUCCACUAUGUUAUAGUCUGGGAAUAAGUAAAGGUGGCUGGUGGUUGGAAAAUAUCCUGAGAUGUCUCUCUUUUCUUGUUAGGGUGGAGACAGAAGAGGUGAGGGCUAGGGAGAAGACACUAGUCUUGGUUGUGUAGUGGAAAGUUUUCAUACUAAAGCAGGAAGUUCAGCUGAUGUUUCUUGUUCACUUCAUUUGUUAAAAACAGUUUGCACUGCAUUUCUGCUUAGAACUGUAGCAUUUAUUUAUUCCACAGUGCCCUUUGCCAUCUCUUGGGAGCAUCCACAGUGAUAUGCUACUUUGACAAACCAUUUUGAAAGCUUCUUUUAAAAUGAAUGGAUCACACUGGAUAUUAUGAUUCCAUUUAUUAAUGGUUUAUAAAGGGUUAAUAAAAUAUUAAUAUAUGUUAUACACAUUACAGACAUGAGUACUGUGCAUUAUAGAUUGUUGUAAGCAGAAGGUGUUAUAGAUGGUUAUAACUAGGGGCCUCAUUAAAUCACAAUUUCAUGGAGACCACGGAAAUCGUAAAUAUGCCCUCGGGCCCCAAACCAUGAAAUGGUAGUCAAUUUCAGGGACAGAAUGAAUUUUACAACUAAAUUGAGUCAAUUUCAAGAUGGAAUAAAUUUUACACACAGUAGUCAAUUUAAAGGGCGGGAUGAAUUUUACAAGUAAUAUUAAUCAAUUUCAAGAAUGGAAUCAGUUCCCAACCUUGAAAUUGACUAAAUUUAGUUGUAAACUUCAUUCCAUCUUUGAAAUUCUCUAACAUUAACUGUAAAAUUCAUUCCACUCAAACUCCAUGAAAUUCAGUACUCUGCCAUUUAAACUGUUGUGGAUUUUCUUAAAAUAAAUAAAUAAUAAUAAAAAAAAAAUUAAAAAAAGGCUCUAGUUAAAAGCCACCUAUUGACCUUCUGGCCUCUGUAAUAAUCUAUAACGUUUGAUUAACCACAUAUUAAAAAUCUGUCAAUCAUUCAUUAACCCAAUAAUUCAUUAAUCUUUUACAAGCCUUUUAUUCGUGGAACAGAAAAUUAAAGUAUGAGCAAAUAAUGUGUUCAUUUCCCCCCUCCCCUCUGCUUCCCUUUCUCCAUCAAAGUCAUCACUUUUGAUUUAUUUUUAAUUUUAGACAAAUACUAAAGAAAUCUUUAGAGGACUUUUAUUUGGGGGAAAUAUACACCUAGCACUUAGUGACUUCUCACUGUUUUGUCCUGCACAAUCAGCUUGUGUUUUCCUCUCAUUUAGCUACCCCACUAGUUGUGGUUUAGAUACCUCAUACAUUCAGAUAAGGGGCACUAAUGCUGAUUGUGUCAGUGAUGAGAUUCAGUUAUUGUUUUUUGUAAUCCCAUCCACUCAAGUGCAGCACAGAGACGUUAAUCUUUCUGAAGGAAAGUUAAUUUUUAACUGCAAUAUGUUUUCCAGCCACAUAAAUAUACAGACACAUUAAGUGUGCAGAAGUACUCUGUCGUGCCUUGCGCCUCAGGUGCCCCAGGUGUGUAUAUACUGACUGUUGUGUCAUCGUUCACAUGAGACAAAUGACUGAUACAUCUCAGUGAAAGUUUAACAAUCAGUUGGUAUUUUUCAAGGCUAAAUGGCAUAUACUUGGGAACCCUAAUUUAAAGUGUUACGAACUGGUUGUAUAUUCUGUUUCUCUCUGAGCAGAACCAGACUCCAGUUUAAUACUUAACUAUAUUUCUUCUUUAGCCCUUCUUCACCCAAACAAUGUCUACCUCGCUAUAAUCCUCUCAACUCUUUGCCUCUAAACCGGACUCUGAAAUAAUUAAUCAUAUUAAGGCCAAUCUUAAGUUCUGUUUUCAGAAGCCAGAUGACAUUUUAUUUCCUCAUCUCAAUGCUCAUGUUUUUGAUGGUAUAAGUGAUCUCAAAUAGAUGCCAACCUGUUGAACAAUAACGGGCUGAUAAUCGUUUAACAGACUGGGAAGGAAAGCUCCUCCUCCUACUUAAUCAGUGACUUGUUGUACACCUGACUUUUGGGCAUUGCUUUUGGAAUUAUUUAUUCUGAACUGGUUCUCUUCAUGGCUUGCUCAUAGUGGUUUAUGUACAUUUUAAAACGUAUACAGCUACUUCUCUUGCACUGUUUGUAUGAGAGGCACGUGGGCUCCCAGGGGUGCUCUUGGUACUUCUCAUAGGGCUUGGUUCUUCAUGUAAGCCCUGCCAAGCUCAGAGUAGAGAGAGGAGCCAGUCAUGGCCUCCUGAUUCUGUUAUGUGCAUCCGGCUCAAACUUAGGCCUGGUCCACACUAACCCCCCACUUCGAACUAAGGUAGGCAAAUUCAGCUACAUUAAUAACAUAGCUGUAUUCAGAGUACCUUAGUUCGAACUUACCGCGGGUCCAGACGCGGCAGGCAGGCUCCCCCAUCGAUGCCGCGUUCUCCUCUCGCCGAGCUGGAGUACCGGCGUCGACGGCGAACGCUUCCGCGAUCGAGCCGGGAUCGAUUUAUAGCGUCUAGACAAGACGUGAUAAAUCGAUCCCAGAAGAUCGAUUACACUUACCUCCGGGUCCGGCGGUAAGCAGACCUACCCUUACACUGCCACUGCAGAAUCAGAUGUAGCAAAAGCCUUGUUCCACUCAUUACAUUCCCCUGUGCCCACUGCCUUUCCUCCUCACCAUACAGGGCGUGGAGGUUCUGGUAAAACCAGGUAAUGAAGCCAGCAACAGCAGAGCAGCCUCUUCCAGCUUUACGCCCACAGAUUCCCCCUAGGUGUGGGUAAUUUUCCAGUGGUGAUCUCUGGCUGCUUUGGGUAAGCUGUGAAGAGUGACUUUGGCAGUCCAGAAAAUCUGGCUCAUAGACAGGAGCCUUUUCCAUGGUACUGAGGUUUGCUAGCACUGAAAUGUUAUUGUAUGUUACACAGCUAAUGUAAUAUGCUGUAUAUUAUCCCCUGCCUUAAUGGGCCUAAAGGCAUACCUCGUGUAAAUCGUUUAAAGCUUCAUCAAAUCCAUUUGACUUCAGUCCGGUCCAUUCCAGAGCCCCAAAGCACUGACGUGCCGCUGGUGUCUCUCACUGUUUUUGAAAGGCUUGACGAGGGUAACUGGUUACUUUGGGGGUUAUUCUUACCAAUCUUUGCUUGAGAGGCUACAGUGAAACUGCCUUUUCUUCUUCUCUGUGACACUCUGGCUUUGUGUGUCUGCCUGGCUCCUGCAACCUGACCAGUCCCUCAAAAGCCAAAAAUGAAAUGCUCACAAUACGUCAGGGACACGCUCAGCAUCUGGCAGCCAAGUGACAGAGGUGUGCCAGACUUCAGACAUCUUUGGUGUCAUGCUCCUGGCUGCCCUCCAGACAUUGUGCUGUGUCAGUUAACCACUCACAUGGUAAAAGUGGUGUGAGCUUGCUGCUUGGGUUAACAGGAGCCCAGAGGAACAGUCCCAGGGAAGCAGGAGCUUGUAGGGACAGCAAACUCCGCUUCCAAGCUCUGAUUCAAUUUUCUUUGAGCAUUGCAUAGAUUUCAAUAUGACUAAACAUUAUGCAUCUUGCCCAGCAGUUAUUCCAGCAGUGGAAUCCUAUGUUUCACCUUUGAAUCACUUACUUCUUAGGGACAGAUUUUUACAGGUAUAUAGGCGCCUAGUGAGAUGUUCAAAAGAUUCCAAGGGCCUAGCACUAAUUGAAAUCAAUGAGUUUUAAGCACCUAGGUGAUUUUGAAAAAUCCCCUUAGAUGCUUAAUUCUCUUUAAAAAUCAGGCCCUUAGUGACCAGGUAUUAAAUGCAUCCAUGCUUAUUAGUCAUAGGGCUUGAGACUAACAUUUGCUCUCUCAGUCACAUCUUGUCACAUCUUUAAUUGUGCAAUAAGAAACUUGGCUUUGGGCUGAAGCAUUUCCUGUAGAUUUAUCUACCAUAAGUGUUUUAAGGUCGCUAGCAUUGUGGUACUUGUACACCAAAUUGUAGCUGUCAUGGUCAGGGAUCUUCCCAAACAACCCCACUUUCUCUUACAGUGCAUGAAAUGAAAAAGCACAGUUAAAAGUUCCUGGAAAGCGGGUAUCACUGGCCAGAUGCCAGAACAAUGUAGCAGCUUGUUUGUGUUAGGUGCAUUGUGUUCCAACAGUAAGCAGGAUGUUCCCAACGGUGAAAGACUCCAGGAUAGUUCCAUCAUCUGUACAAUCAAAAGUCCCAUAUAGUAUACUAACCAUUUCAGCAACCCGAGUGCAGGACAUGGCCAGGGCUUCUCGUUUAGUACCUACCUAUUACUGUAGCUGUUGGGCAUGUCUGUGAGCUCCACCUGUGUUCUCCUCCAGUUUCUAUUUAUAGCCUGCAAGCCAUAAUCCAUCCAGCUCUUCUCUUCUGAUUUUGCUUAUGUAAAAGCUACAGUACUGCUGCUGGCUAGUCACAAAGGAGCAUAUGCAACAGAAAGAGAAAUUUGUUGCCAAACAGCUUCAUUUGUACAAUUAUUUUAAAACCGUAGAGUUUAAAAAAAAACAGUAUUCUUGAAUGCAGUGAAUUUAAAUGUAAAAUCCUGAAUGUCUGUUAAUAUCAUGCUGUACAUGAAUGGAAAGGAAGAUUUGUUUUGUAGAAAAGGAAGCUGCAUGAAAAUUAUUCUAUAUUUUAGUAUCUGUAUGUAAUAUAUGAAAAGAUAAAUCUGAAAAUUGUUUGGUA
Malaclemys terrapin pileata is the source of this 6178-nucleotide messenger RNA. Its product is annotated as solute carrier family 2, facilitated glucose transporter member 11-like. Gene Ontology annotation, molecular function: hexose transmembrane transporter activity. Gene Ontology annotation, cellular component: membrane. The transcript has 12 exons. Gene Ontology annotation, biological process: monosaccharide transmembrane transport. The record is from RefSeq and is a predicted model, not a curated record. Lineage: Eukaryota; Metazoa; Chordata; Testudines; Emydidae. Bases 78 to 1604 code for a protein of 508 amino acids.